Haliaeetus leucocephalus (bald eagle) is the source of this 304-nucleotide messenger RNA. It is a transcript of the gene FBL, whose product is annotated as fibrillarin. Gene Ontology annotation, biological process: rRNA methylation; box C/D sno(s)RNA 3'-end processing. Gene Ontology annotation, cellular component: nucleolus; box C/D methylation guide snoRNP complex; small-subunit processome. Gene Ontology annotation, molecular function: rRNA methyltransferase activity; histone H2AQ104 methyltransferase activity; RNA binding. The annotation marks the transcript as partial. The record is from RefSeq and is a predicted model, not a curated record. Lineage: Eukaryota; Metazoa; Chordata; Aves; Accipitriformes; Accipitridae. The transcript has 2 exons.
GACGGUGACACCAAGGUGGAAUACCGCGCCUGGAACCCCUUCCGCUCCAAGUUGGCGGCCGCCAUCUUGGGUGGCAUCGACCAGAUCCACAUCCGCCCGGGGACGAAGGUCCUUUAUCUCGGCGCUGCCUCGGGGACGACCGUGUCCCACGUCUCCGACAUCGUGGGACCAGAGGGUUUGGUUUACGCCGUGGAAUUCUCGCAUCGCUCGGGCCGUGACCUCAUCAACGUCGCCAAAAAACGCACCAACGUCAUCCCCGUCAUCGAGGACGCCCGGCACCCCCACAAGUACCGCAUGCUCAUCG